This is a messenger RNA of Rosa chinensis, 1555 nucleotides long. RefSeq lists its product as uncharacterized. NCBI's taxonomy places the organism in Eukaryota, Viridiplantae, Streptophyta, Magnoliopsida, Rosales, Rosaceae. The transcript has 14 exons. The record is from RefSeq and is a predicted model, not a curated record. The coding region runs from base 400 to 1314 and encodes 304 amino acids.
ACUUCUCAGCUCUCACGUCCGUGACCCCCACAACUGCAAGCAGCGGCCGUUAAGCCCCAAGCCCCGAGAAAGAGAGAGAGAGAGAGAGAGAGAGAGAGAGAGAGAGAGAGGGAGAGCCAGUGUGCCACGUAGGAGGAGCGAUUGGUUAGUUCGUAACAGAAUGGCAAAACUCGACUCAGCAGAUUUUCCCGCCAGCUCCAAAUUGGAUGCGCUCUUCUUCACCUAUAAAACCCCUCCUCCUCAUCCUUUCUGGAAGUUUCUCAUUUCCUCCAAGAAGACGAAGCAGCUGAACGAGAGAAGCAGGAGUCCAAGAAAUUUGAGAUCAGUAAUUUGCUGCUUCUGAUUUCCGAUGGCGGAUCUUGAAGAAGACUAUGAGAGAAUGUUGGGACAUUGUCUCAGAUGGUUAAUUGGCCUGAGAUGAGUGAUUCUGAGGAUGAAGUUGAAAUAAAUGAUUUUGUUGAGCUCACUCAGGAUGAGUUGGACCGUGCCACAACAGAGAGUUUUAAAUUACCUCUUUCAGAAUCAAAAAGGGUUGGGUCUGAAGGAAAGCCACUAGUCAUCAUUGAUGAUUAUCUCCUUAAGUAUUUUGAUUCUGGUAAAGCUGAUGUUAAGAUUUUUCAAGAGUUUCCGGUCCUUGAGAAGAUGGAUUCCGGAAAUAAAGAGCCUCAAAAGAAAACUUCACUGGAAGAGUUUGAUUCUGAGAAAUCUGAUUUCAGUGUGGCUGGAGUGAAGAUUGCUGCAGGACAGCCACCAGUCGUCAAUGAGGAUAAUGGCUGGAAGAGUUUUGAAUUACCUCUUUCAGAAUCAAAAAGGGCUGGGUCUGAGGGAAAGCCAGUAGUCAUCAUUGAUGAUUAUAUAGGCUGCAGUAAGUAUUUUGAUUCUGGUGAAGUUGAUGUUAAGAUCUUUCAAGAGUUUCCGCUCCUUGAGAAGAUGGAUUCUGGAAAUAAAGUCUCACAAAAGAAAAGUUCACUGGAAGAGUUUGGUUCUGAGGUUGGACUUGAUGCUGUCAAGCAUGACCAUUUUCCAUGUGCCUUAACAGAGAAAUCUGAUUUCAGUGUGGCUGGAGUGAAGAUUGCUACAGGACAGACACCAGUCGUCCUUGAGUAUAAUGGCCGAAAGGUGUUUCAUUUCCUGUUUCCUUCAAAAGAGAAAUCUGAUAGUGCUGAAGAAGAAUCCACACGAAGGGCUUUUAAUGUGAUUGACAAUGAAGCUGAGAAAGACCACAAAGACGAGUCUAGUGGGGUUGAAGUUAGGACUGUUGGGGGACCAGACGCUGCCAUUGACAAUGCUGCUGAGAUGAUUCCGCCAAAGUGAGUUUCACAGAAGUAAUUCUGAUUUUGUGAGGAUUGUCUUCGCCUGGAAUUUGCUCACGCAAUUGUAAUUCGACGUUCCAUUAUGAUGGACCUAAUUCUGUAUACUUUGCUUGACUUCAUCUGUCACUCCGCAGCACAUAUCUAGAGCUGUUACUCUUCAUAACUCUAAUUGAAAGAUUGCUUUUAAAGACCUUCAUUGACAAAUUGCUUGAUAUGGUAUGUGAUGGUUUUGCAAGGCAACA